UUCAGCUCUGCAUUUGGUAUCAAGAUGGCAACGUCCAUAACACUCAGCCUGGACAACUUACCCUCCGAUCCGUUACUGCUGGUGCUGUCAUUUCUGGACUUCAGAGAUCUGAGCAGUUGCAGUUUUGUAAAUCGUAGACUCAAUGAACUAACUGGUCAUAACCCACUAUGGAAGAGGCUUUGUCAAAAGCACUGGCUACUUACAGAGAGAGAUAAAACUCAGAGAGGCCUGACCUGGAAGGAACUGUUUCGGGAGUAUUACACUGAUCGGGGACGUUACCUUGACUAUUACAGCACUCUCAAGAAAGCCUGGGAUGACCUAAAGAACUACCUAAAUCAGAAAUGCCCUCGAAUGAUAGCUUCACUUAAAGAGGGCGUGAAAGAGGAUGAGCUAGAUGCCAUUGAGGCUCAGAUUGGCUGCAAACUUCCUAAUGACUACCGUUGCUCCUAUAGGAUACACAAUGGGCAGAAACUAGUGGUUCCUGGGUUGAUGGGCAGCAUGGCUUUGUCCAACCACUAUCGGUCAGAGGACCUGCUGGACAUUGAGACCGCAGCAGGAGGAUUUCAACAGAGGAAAGGCAUGCGUCAGUGUCUUCCCCUAACUUUUUGCUUCCACACCGGCCUCAGUCAGUACAUGGCCCUGGAGAGCACAGAGGGACGGACACACAAUGAGAUCUUCUAUCAAUGCCCGGAUCAGCUGGCACAAGAUCCGUCUGCUAUUGACAUGUUUAUUACAGGUUCUAGCUUUACAGAGUGGUUUACCUCUUAUGUCGAUAAUGUUGUAACAGGAGAAUACCCCAUAAUUCGGGAUCAGAUAUUCAGGUAUGUACAUGACAAGCGCUGUGUGGCUACCACUGGUGACAUCACCGUAUCCGUCUCUACCUCAUUCCUGCCAGAGCUCAGUUCGGUCCAUCCACCACACUUUUUCUUCACCUAUAGGAUCAGGAUCGAGAUGGCAAAGUCGGCCCUGCCAGAGAACGCAUGCCAGCUAGACAGUCGAUACUGGAAGAUCACAAAUGCAAAUGGAAAUGUGGAAGAGGUCCGUGGCCCCGGUGUUGUGGGUGAGUUUCCAGUAAUGACGCCCGGGAAAGUUCACGAGUACGCCAGUUGUACCACAUUUUCCACGACCUCCGAGUACAUGGAAGGCUACUACACAUUCCACCGGCUCAAGAACAAAGAGGAAGUGUUUGACGUAGCGAUCCCACGAUUCCAUAUGGUGUGCCCACCAUUCCGUGAAUCGGUGGUACGGUCGGUGAGUCGGGCUCAGUAAGUGAAGUCUCUGCUCUUUAUAAUGAUGAGAAUUCAUCGGACACAGAUGACUAUGAGGAGGGAGACAUGCGUGGAAUGAACAUGGCUGACCCGGGAGGACGCUGUCCCCGGCACGUCUGAUGCACUUUUACAUGUAACUGCUUGGCAGCACCCACCCACAAACAGGCAUGUUCACUCAAACACAAGCGUUGGAGGACAAACAGAGCGUUUAGGAAUCCAUUGUUUAUUGUACAACGCCUUUGUGCCUGACACCUCAUGGGCUCUUUCUCCAUUUUGUGAGAGCAUGUGUCUAGUUGAGAGUCUGUGUGUGUGUGUGUGUGUUUGUGUGCGAAUGUAUGAGAUCAUUGUAUAUAUGUAUGAGCCUGCAAAUGUAUUUUGUGGAUGAGUGAAUGCAGCAGAGUUUAUUGUAUAUGUGAAAGAUUGGUUGUACUUGCCUCUCAAUGACUUGUCACUUUCUGAAGAUUACAAAUUUGUAGAAAUCCUUGGGAGCACAGAGAAAAAGUACUUUUCUUUUGUAAAAAGAAAAAUACACACACACACCGGAUUGGGAAUACUUAUUCUGUCUAUUCUGUCUACUUUUUCUUGUUGGUUUGCGUGUGUGUAUAAUUAUAGUGCGAGAGACUAUGAAUAUUCUUAUUUUAGUUCGCAAAAUAAAUGAAUUGCAUUUGUUUUGUUAAUUGUGAAGCGUGUAUGUAUUUGUGUAUAUGUGUUUGAGAGUUUCAGCUGAGAUUUUGAAAUUAUAUGAAACCGAUCCGAUUAGAGGGUGAAAAGCACAUGUGCCCAAACCAAGCAAUUUAUGCACAGCAUCAGCUUCAACACAGUGAUCAUUAAGUUUAUAUCAGUUAAAUUGCGAGUUAGCUGUUUAGAUGCCCUGUUCUCAGACACAUCCAGAUAGAUGUAAACUGAAAGUCAACCAGACAUCCAAAUCUGGAAUCUUCUGUGUAUCCUUGUACAGGGUUUUCUUCUUAGUUAAGCUCAUCUCAAGGGCUGGUGAUGUUAUCCAGGCUGGUGCAAAUAGCAAGAUUAUUUGAUUUUUUUUGCAUUAUUAUGACUUUCUCAGCUUUUAUAUUUAAAAUCAUGUUUUUUGGGUGGUGCAAGAGGUAAAGAAUUAAGAAUAAUGUGCAGUCCUGAAUAAAAUUUUGACACAAACUUAUCUUGCCUAAAAACGUGUGAAUUAAAUUUUCAUGUUAAUGACUGCAAUUGUAUUGUAAUCUUUGUAAAAUAAUGCAAUGCAGUGGGAUUUUUCAGCAGUUUGUUCAGCCCUGUUUAGAUCUUUCUUAUUGGUUAGUAACACCCUGUUUUUUAUUUUGUAUAUGUACAUUUUUUUUUUAUUUGAAGUAAAUAAAGAGGUAAUGGUGUAUUGA
Molecule: messenger RNA, 2632 nt
Organism: Paramisgurnus dabryanus
Lineage: Eukaryota; Metazoa; Chordata; Actinopteri; Cypriniformes; Cobitidae
Gene: fbxo3
Product: F-box protein 3
Cellular component (GO): cytoplasm
Molecular function (GO): protein binding
Source: RefSeq, a predicted model, not a curated record